Messenger RNA from Sebastes umbrosus (honeycomb rockfish), 3328 nucleotides. RefSeq names its product HHIP-like 1 (gene hhipl1). Lineage: Eukaryota; Metazoa; Chordata; Actinopteri; Perciformes; Sebastidae. Gene Ontology annotation, cellular component: membrane. The transcript has 9 exons. The record is from RefSeq and is a predicted model, not a curated record. The coding region runs from base 296 to 2716 and encodes 806 amino acids.
CAGCAGUCGACCCGCGCAUGGACCCGCGCGCUCGGUGGCUUCCUCCCAUGUUGUGUGCAGAUGUAGCAGGACACUCAGAUUCAGACGCUGCAGCCAGAGGACAGACAGUCCAGUACCAGGACCGGGACCAGGACCAGGACCAGGACAAGGACAGGUUGACACAGCUGCUGACCACGUCACAGGUCCACAUAGCGCGGAUGGUUGGAGUUGGAGUCAGAAGAGCAAAGUGCGCACAGGAAGUCGCUUCUGUUCUUCUGCACAACUUUGUCCUCCAUGGUCUCCGACGCACGCCAUAAUGCAGCGGUGUUACGGCAAAGUCCCGGGUCGGAUGCGGGUCUCGCCUGUCGGCAUUGUGUUGUGUGUCUUUCUAUCGUUAUGUCCCGCACCUGUAUCGUCUCACCCGCAGUGUCUGGACUACAAGCCGCCCUUCAGACCGCUGCAGGAGCUGCAGUUUUGCAUCAUGUACAAGGAGUUUGGCUGCUGUGAUUACCAGAAGGACCAGGAGCUGAUGACUAAGUACUACCAGAUUAUGGAUCAUUUUGAUUAUUAUGGAUAUGCCAACUGUGCUGGGUCCGUCCUGGAGCUGCUCUGCCAGGAAUGCUCUCCAUAUGCAGCUCACCUCUUUGAUGCUGAGAAUCCGAGCACCAGGACCAGGACCAUCCCUGGCCUCUGUCCUGACUACUGCUCCCAGUUCUGGAAGAAGUGCAGCUCCACCAUCCCUUACCUGUCUGAUGACCCUCACAUAGCCAAAGUGAAAGAAGACCAGACACGUCUCUGCCAGUAUCUGGAGCUAGACGACGUGGACUACUGCUACCCGCACCUCCUCAGCAACCAGAAGCUCACCCAGAAUUUGGGCCGGGUCCAGUCAGACACGGACGGCUGUCUGCAGCUGUGCCUGGAAGAAGUCGCGAACGGGCUGCGGAACCCGCUAGCCAUGGUGCACGCCAACGAUGGCACGCAUCGGUUCUUCGUGGCAGAACAGGUGGGCUUGGUGUGGACGUACCUUCCCGACCGGUCCAAACUGGAGAAGCCGUUUUUGAAUAUUACCAAGGCGGUGUUAACGUCAUCAUGGGAAGGUGACGAGAGAGGCUUUCUCGGACUCACUUUUCACCCCAUGCACAAGUUCAAUGGGAAGCUGUAUGUGUAUUACUCAGUGGAGGUGGGUUUUGACGAGAGGAUCAGGAUCAGUGAGUUCCACGUGUCAGCCAAUGACAUGAAUGUAGUGGAUCAUGCCUCUGAGCGAGUUAUUCUGGAGAUCGAUGAGCCAGCAUCCAACCACAACGGAGGGCAACUUCUAUUUGCAGAUGAUGGCUACUUAUACAUUUUCACAGGGGAUGGUGGGAUGGCAGGAGACCCUUUCGGGAAAUAUGGGAAUGCCCAGAACAAGUCAGCCCUGUUGGGUAAAGUUCUCCGCAUUGAUGUGAAUGAGAAUGAGAGAGGCCCGUUGUACAGAAUUCCUCCAGAUAACCCCUUCAUACACGAGCGGGGGGCUCGACCUGAGGUUUAUGCUUACGGUGUCCGCAAUAUGUGGAGGUGUUCUGUGGACCGCGGCGACCCCCGGACCAAAGAGGGCAAAGGGCGCGUCUUCUGCGGGGACGUGGGCCAGAACAAGUUCGAAGAGAUCGACAUCAUCGAGAAAGGUCGAAACUACGGCUGGAGAGCCAAAGAGGGCUUCUCCUGCUACGAUAAGAAGCUGUGUGCCAACAGCUCACUAGAUGAUGUCCUCCCUAUUUAUGCGUACCCUCACAAGAUGGGCAAGUCAGUGACUGGUGGCUACGUGUACCGAGGCUGCGAAUAUCCCAACAUAAACGGCAUGUACAUAUUUGGAGACUUCAUGAGCGGGCGUUUGAUGAGUCUGAGGGAGGACAGAAACACAGGGAAAUGGAAAUACAAUGAGAUCUGUAUGGGGAUGGGCCUGACCUGUGCCUUCCCUGGACUCAUCAACAACUACCACCAGUACAUCAUCUCCUUUGCAGAGGAUGAAGCUGGCGAGCUGUACUUCAUGUCGACUGGAAUACCGAGCGCUACGUCACCUUCAGGAGUCAUUUAUAAAGUGGUGGACCCCUCGAGACGUGCUCCGCCGAGACACUGUCACUAUGACCCUCUUCCUGUCAGAGUGAAGAGUAACCUCAUCAAGUUUGUUCCCCAGGAAACAUUAAUCGGCGUUGAGGAACGAAACAAAAUCCAGCCUGAGCCGCAACCCACAGAGUCCUACGACUGGCUCCAAGAGCUCAUCGACCGUCUAGGAGUACCGGACCCGACCACCCCUUCGCCAACCACGACUACCACCAAGUCGCCCAGACACACGAGGCGGAAAGGCAGACGCAGGAAGGGCAAAUCCAGAACGGAGAGUGCGCCCGAGCUCCAGAAUGGAGCGGUGAGGCUGGUCGGGGAUGAACAAGGCCGCAGCGACCGUGGACGGGUGGAGGUCUAUAUCAACGGGGACUGGGGCACGGUGUGCGACGACCUGUGGACCACCAAGAACGCUGCGGUGGUUUGCCGGCAGCUGGGCUUCAGGCAUGCUCUGAAGGCGGCCAAGAACUCGGAGUUUGGGGAGGGGAAGGAUCUGCAGAUUCUUCUGGAUGAUGUUCAGUGUGAAGGGACCGAGGCCAGUCUGCUGGACUGCCAACACCCCGGCGUGGGGACACAUAAUUGUGCCCAUUACGAAGACGCUGGGGCGAUCUGUGGCAACUCGGACUACGUUGUAGAAGUCUAAAUGUUUGACUAUCACUAAAUCAGAACUAAUUGUCUUAAAAAUCCCCCCCCCACAUAACUUUGUGCCAUAUUUCCAGCAGGUACAAUGGAGUUAAAUAGCAUAAAUGGGCUCUAACAUUGCUGUAUUUUGUUGUCAGUCCAUCACAAUAAAAUAGGAAGAAGGGGGGGUUCUUGUAGAAUAACCACAAUGCAAUGCACUUUGAAUAAGGGGUAUGGCAGUAAUUGUUCUCAUAGAACUAACAGGUGAGUUUAGGGAAAUUGGGAGCACACAAUCCUUUCAUCAAAGCAUUCCAGAGGUUAUUUAUGAGAUAAGCUAACAUCUGGAACGCAUAGAUGAUAUCUAACACUUUAACCAGAUCCAAGGGGUGGGGUUUUCCUUCAGUAAUGAUUUACUUGUCACUAGUGGCACAGAGGUAAAUGUUUAUAGAAGAGUUUAUUUAGAUUUGAAUCAGACUUGAAUGUUUAAUUUGAAUGUAUAUAAUAUAUAUUACGUCUUUGCCUUCACAAAUUUGACAUUUAGGGUCUGAAUGUCAUAUUUCCUAGUAAAUGUUCAAUGCCCACUGAGUGAAUAUAAUUUUAGUAAAGGAUUUUAAUAAAAGCCUUCUAGUCUGUA